GACCGAAGCCUGAGCCCCCAUCCAAGCCCUGCUGCCCGGGGGGAGGGGCCAAAGCCAAAACCUGGGCAGUGGGGGUUGGGCUUCUGCCCUGGGCCCCAGCAAGUCUAACGGCAGCCCUGGCAACCGCAUUAAAAUGGGUUUGCAACACACUUUGGGGACCCAAGCCACAGCUUGAGAACCACAGUUCUAUCCUCUCCUUCAAGAGGAGCAUAUAUGGCUAAUUCUGUAGGUACCUCUUCCAAAGUCCAGUGUGCAGAGCCGUUACCACUGGAUGGCAUUUACAAGAAUACAAGAGACCAGUGAAUCAGCUACAGGUCACUUGUGCCUGUAAUUUAUUGCACUGUGGAAUUUUAUAUGCUCCAAUGGGCAGUAAGUAACUUGAUCUCACCUAUCCGGACUGAGGUUUUAGUUAUUCCAUUCUGCUAGGUAAUUAGAUUUUGCUCAACCUGGAUGGUGGUUAUACUUAUGUAGCAGACUAAGUGUUUUGGGGGAGGAGCAUUUUUAUAAAUAAUUAUUCUAAAGAUCCCACAUAUUCAAUGUAUUUGCUCUCUCUAACUUUUACUGAUGCUCAUUUGCCCUGUAUUUUAGCAAGAAAGGGCCUUUGCUCUCUAAGUUGGAUGAUUACAAAGUGUUCCACUGUCUUGUCAUUUGGGGCAAGUCACUGCACCUCUCUGUGCCUUAGUUUUCCCACUUGCAAACCUGGAAUGCUGCUUGUCUUACAGGAGGAUCGAGAGGCUUAAUUACUCUUUGUAAUUUGAGAAACUCAGAAGAGGUGUCCAGAGGAAUGUAAGCAUGAAGCGGUUCAUGGCGCUGCUUAAUAAAAAUAAAAACAAGGACCCUCCACAGGCCAAGCUGCUGGAUCUAGCAGGACAACUCUGCCACGAUCUUCAGAGCAUGUCUCCCAGCCUGGAGAAGCUGGUUGAGGCAAUGAUGGGGUGCAAGCUUCAGGAAUAUUUCCUCACCAACAUCAAUGUAGUCCGAGCCUGUGUGCUUGUCCAUAUCCACAGAGGUCAGCAUGACACAGCCUGCAGACUCCUGGAGUGUUGCAGGGCGAAGGAAAAGAAGGAGCUGCUGCAACUUUGGAAUGAGAUCCACUACCACAAAGUCAUGGAGAAACACCACAUAGAUUCCUUGACACCGGUGCAGAAAUUCCGGUGCAGGAAGAGGAAUCCUCCACCAGUUUCCCUGUGUCCUGAAGGCAUAAAGAAUCGAAACUAUCCAGAAAGAGUGCGCCAAAAGCUGCACAGAUUUGCUGCAAACGUGACAAUGAAUCCAAACAAGGAUCAGCGGGAGAGUUUGGCUCAGGAUAUGAACCUGCAGCCAAGUCAGGUCUAUAACUGGUUUGCCAAUUACCGUCGUCGUCAAAAAACGCGGCUCAGUCGGCUGGAAAAGCUCAUCAGCUCAAUCGAUGAGGAGCCUUCAACUCACCAAGCAAGACAUCAGCCUGAUAGUGGAUCCUGCAUUCCACAAGCUGCAGAGGCAUUUCAUGCAGGCGUUGGCUCAGAUCAGAAAGAGAUUAUUACCCUUGGGCCCUGUGGUCCUGGGUGGGAGCAUUCAGCUGCGGUUCUGGACUGUUCUGCUGAUGGGACCUUUUCAAAGUUGCUGGAACCCAGCUUUCUGCAGAGCAGUGAGUUACAGGAAAUGAGGUCAACUAAAACUUCAGUGACCCCUCUCAACACUGAAGAGCCAGCAGCUUUCUGCACUAAGACUGAGCACGGACUAAGCCUUAGCUCUGCCACCAUGGAGACCAGACAGACGUCAAGUUACACUGCCACUAGCCCCUGUCUGGAGAACGUUGUCCUGUGCUCCUGUGGCUCACAUCCCUUCCAAACAGAACAUCUGGACGCAAGGCAGCCAACUCCCAGUGCAGAAGGAGUCUCCGGCGCAAGCAGCCAGUGCCCCCUGUGGAGCCCUGGUACAGCAGUUCCCCUCAGGCUGUGCUUGGCAAAUCCCAGUGCCCACCAGUUUCCACAUCCCAUCUGGAGGAAAUCCAGGCCUUGGGACACAGCGAGGGGCUAGAGAAUCCACUAAGCGAUCCCAUGACCAGCGACACAUUCUGGGCAGCGUGGCUACUCUUUGAAUUCUCAGUCGGUGGUCGGAUGUAACUCGCACAGUGAGACUUUGUAUGAUGGUCUGCGGUUCUGCAGUGAUUGCCCCUUUCUUGCCAAAAGAGGCAGUCCGAUAACACAAUGUAGUUAACUGGGCAAGGAGACCUUUCUAAUUGUUACCAAGUUCAUUUUGGCUACAGUUUUCUCAAGAGUUUUAAAAGUAACAAACAAAAGCAAUGCUCCCUGUGGUUCUUGCAGAUCACAGACUUUAACUGGGACAAUUUGAAACUGCGUAGCCAUUGCAAGUAUUUAGUCACUGGUUCUAUGGAAGUUAAAUUGUUCAGGUCACCCCAUAUUCGUAACUGUGUAUCUGGACGAGAUGGUUCUGGGUCCCUCUAUUGUUGUUAUUGAUGUUGUUGUGUAAAAAGCCCCUCAGUUCAAAGGGAGUAAAACCUCAGAAAUGUCAUCUACAGUGUGGAUGCCCUGUGGGUUUGUUACGGCUGGAGAAUUUGGGACCUAGCUGAGCCUUGAUACAAAGCUGUCUCCUCCCACCUCUGCAGUUCGCCUGUGCUAUGAAUUCUGGGGCACUCCAAAUCCCAUAGUGCCACAGAUCGCACAUUUUGGAGCACUAUCUAAUUCAUAGCACCCAACAAAACUGUAUUAUAGAGGAUGAGAUGGGGAAAGCCAGAGUGUCAGGGCCCAGUAGCAGGUGGACCUUGAAUUCCCCAUGAAGGUCAGAGGAAUGGAGAGGGUGGGAACAUCUGAACUCUUUCAGUCCACAUUUAGAAUUCCCAACUCCAGCUGGACAGGAGCUCUGCAACUGGUCCUAAUGGUUGCCUUUCCCACAGUCUGCAGAAGAGUGAAAAUGAAGGCCUGAUUCUCUACUGCCUUGCACUUACACCUGUACAAAGUGAAUGUAGAACACUGCCAUUUUCAUUUGGUAGCAUAUUAAAUUGACUUUGCGUUUAUUUUGCAGGUACACAUUGACAGCUUGAGGUGCAGGGCAGUGGAGAAGCAGGCCCUGUAUGUCCCCAAGUACCUUGCAAAGCAGCUUUUGGGUUGUGCAGCCCCAGAUUCCCUCAGACUGCAGGAGUAUGUGGCCUCUAAUAGAAAUUGGUAACUGUAUUCAGCUGAAGUCUAAUACCUGAAUUUUGGGCAAAUAUCUGAGGCUCCUCACAGCUCUGAUCAGAGGAGUACACUGCUAACAGUUCCUCUGUUCAGAUACUUUUUCCCAAACCAGCCUCCAAGCCAUCUGCUUCUGCCUCCUCUCCAUUGUGUUUUUUUUUGUUAUAUCACAGAUCAGGAGCCCUACGGUUUUCCUUUUAUCUCAUCCCGGAGCUAGAAAAUGGAAAUUGUGAGAGAAAUAGGGGAGGGGAGUUCAUUUGCACCCAGGCUUAAAAACACUGAGGGGCAAAUCAUUGUUUAGCUUUUUAAGUAUUUACCACAAUUGUGUACUUUUUUUUAAAAAGAUUGUGGAUCACAAAAGAGGAUCCUCCUUGCCCAGAGUGAAGGCUGAUGUCCACAUUGACUCUCUUGUAAUGAAGUAAUUUUGCAAAUAAAGGUUA
Mauremys reevesii (Reeves's turtle) is the source of this 3613-nucleotide messenger RNA. RefSeq names its product anomalous homeobox protein-like. The record is from RefSeq and is a predicted model, not a curated record. The transcript has 9 exons. NCBI's taxonomy places the organism in Eukaryota, Metazoa, Chordata, Testudines, Geoemydidae. Gene Ontology annotation, molecular function: DNA-binding transcription factor activity, RNA polymerase II-specific; RNA polymerase II cis-regulatory region sequence-specific DNA binding. Gene Ontology annotation, cellular component: transcription regulator complex; nucleus. The coding region runs from base 793 to 2019 and encodes 408 amino acids. Gene Ontology annotation, biological process: regulation of transcription by RNA polymerase II.